AGCCUCCCGAGGAGUUUUAGUUGUCACAAAUCAAGGGAUCUGCACGGUCCGACUGAAUGACGGAGGAUUCCAAGAAUCUUGGGUGGCCUUGAAGUGUUAAAUGAUGACAGCCAGAGGAGACGAGUGCUUGGAGCGUCCGACCUUCGGCCAGUUUUUCCAGCUGGGCAUGUUGUACGACUGUUGCUCGGAAACGACAAACUCUGGAAUCACACUGUGGGACUCUGAGACUCUCAACAGCCACACUAAAACUGAGGCUCGACCAAACACGACAUUCCAGCUGAUCUCAUCUGGUUCAUUCAAAGCCAAAGCUAAGGGCCUCGCUAUUGGUCCUCCUCUCAGGGCAAGUCUUUCAAGUGGACUGAUUUCAUUAAAGGACUCAUUUGCAUAUUUGAAUAUUAAUGAGCAAUCCUCACACAAAGUAUGCGUUGGCCUGCUGGUUCAGAUAUCAUCCAAGUACAAGGAAUUGAGGAUGACAGAGCUGAAGGAGCUGAAUACCGCCCACCCAAAUGUCAUCGACCAAGCGAAGGUAACACAUGUUGUCUCCGCGAUGCUGUACGGUGUGCAAAUUUUUGUGACGUUUGAGAUUUCUACCCUAUCAUCUGAUGAGAAAGAUGAUCUUCGGGGCAAACUGGAGCUGCUGAUCAAAAGUAAACUUGUUCAGAAGGGAGGCCAUGAUGUGCAUCUCUCUGAUGAAGAAUCAACAGUCGCUAACAGACUCCAAUGCAUUUUCUUUUCUGAUUUUCAUUCUUCCAAUGAUCUCGUGAAUUUUGAAGAGGCCUGUGAUAUUAUUUCUACCCUACCAGAUUUGCUUGGAGAAAACGGGGAGAACGCUGUGCCAAUGAAAGUGUGGCUCCAGCCUGUAAGUUACGUGGACUCCAAGGCUUCCCCGAUUGUUCAUGAGGUGCCAGUGAGUCUAGUUGAAUCUUUACAGGCUACCCUGGACCACCUCGACAACUUCACCACUUGGUGUUCAGCAGCCCUGGAAGAUGAGGCUACAUUGACAUUCCCAGCAUUUAAAAAGAGGUUCCAAAAACUCCAAAGUCUCUGUAUGGAGUACAAGUCAUCUUUCCAGACUCGUUUGUCGAAAAUGAUUCCCUCAGUCCGUAGAGGUGAAAAGUCAGAAAAUGCGAUUGUGGAAAUUCUGAAAGAACACGAUCAGUCCCCAUUUGGUUCUGUUUCUUUAAAGGCAUGUCUGGAUGACAAAGAGAAGGAGAUGGCAAUCAUACGUUCUUAUUUGAAGAUGCUAGCUGGUUUCAAGGUGGUGUCUUCAGGCUCUCAGUUUGACUCGGAAAUCUUAGACCCAGAAGCCGAACAUGUGGUCUGUUUUAUGGUUACAUCUUUGAAAGAGAAAGAACCUUACCUGUUGGAUAUGUCCAGCUAUCUCGAUUCCCUCAGCAAUGGAACUCCAGCAAGCCAAGAAUUAAUUGGCUAUGAUUAUGAAAAGCGAGCUGGUGAACGUUGGUUCAAAAUGCCUUCCGUGUCCAAAAAGAUGCGAAGCAUGGCCAGAUAUUUUGUGGAAUUUGCAAAGACUAAUGCAGCCGCAGGGCAGGUGAAAUUCAUUGUGGCUUCCUGUGAAGAUGUCGACCAUGCUGGUGCCUCCAUUUACUGUUACGACGACGGCAGUUUGGAGAACACAGACUUUGAACUCCCAUCAAAACCUGAUCCUCCUCAAAUUGUGCAGACAAAUCAAGAUCAGGUGACAGUAAAGUUAAACCUGCCGAGUCAAGGGGCGACACACGUCGAUAAACUUAGGCUUGAGUACAAGGAGGACAAAGAGUCUGACUGGUCCAUGAAGGUUGUUUCAUCUGGAGAAGAAUCAUUUUGUGUAAAAGACUUAAUUCCCAACACUAAAUAUCAGUUCAGAUAUGCAGCGAUGUGUAAAGUGGGUGUUAGUAGUGUGAGCAACAUAACUGAAGCUACAACGAUGGCCUCAACAAGUGACUCCAGAAACACAUCAGAGACGGAGCAGCCUACUGAAAAUGUAAUUCCACAGAAGGAGAGUUCUACACCAACAGGGCCUUGUCCAGAUAGUAAAAGAGAUGAACAUCAAAGUGGUGUCCCCAAGGCUCAGGACCAACAUGUAGACAUGAGUGGAAAGCCAAAACCAAACAGCUAUGACAACACAACACCAGCACAGCCACAAUCGAGAAACAGGCAAAGAAACCAAGAAGGGAAACAACGAAGACGACUAGCGUUGCAUGUCCGUGAUAAAAUGAGCCGGAAGAAUAAAUCCAGUGCCCAAAAAGGAUUAAAGAUGUCAUUGCAUAAUCUAAAACUAAGUGAAGAAAAUCUUAAUCAAGAUGGAAAUUGCAGAAGGGUAAGAUUUGGAUAUGCAAGCAAUAAAGGCAACAGGACCAUCAUGAUGAUCGGUGCAACAGGAGCAGGUAAGACAACACUCAUCAACGGUAUGAUCAACUACAUCCUUGGCGUGGAAUGGACCGAUAACUUCAGAUUUGUCCUAAUUGAUGAGCAAACACAGAAGUCUCAAGCGGAAAGCCAGACUUCAGCCGUCACAGCUUAUGAAAUCAAUCAUAUGGAGGGGUUCAAGGUCCCAUAUUCUCUCACCAUUGUGGACACGCCAGGGUUUGGGGACACAAGAGGAAUCAAACACGAUCAAAGGAUCACCGGACUGAUCCGUGACUUUUUUUCUCAACCCGGAGGCAUUGACCAUAUUGACGCCAUAUGCUUUGUAACACAAGCUUCGCUUGCCCGCCUGACUCACACACAGCGUUAUGUUUUUGAUUCAAUCCUGUCGAUUUUUGGUAAGGAUAUUGCAGACAACAUCGUGAUGUUGGUCACAUUUGCUGACGGACAGAGCCCCCCUGUUUUAGAAGCAAUUAAGGCAUCUCAGAUUCCUUGUUCUGUGAAUGGAAAUGGCGAGCCCACGUACUUCAAAUUUAAUAACUCUGCCCUCUUUGUGGACAAGUCAAGUCCCAAAGGGGCAAAUAAAAACGAGUUUGAAAGUGAUGAUUUUGACCACAUGUUCUGGAAGAUGGGCUCAUAUAGUUUAAAAAAAUUUUUUAUGUCGCUCACUAGCUUCAGCCCUAAAAGUUUGGUUUUAACCCAAGAGGUUCUCAAAGAACGUCAGGAGCUUGAGGUCGCCAUCGAAGGCUUGCAGCCCCAAAUUAAUGCAGGCCUGACAAAGCUCGAUGAAAUUAAGAAGAUCAAAUACGCCCUCGAGCAGCACAAAGCAGAAAUGGAAGCAAAUAAAGACUUUGAGUAUGAAAUUGAUGUCACAAAUCCAGUGCAAGUAGAAAAUACAAGCAGCCGGUACUUGACCAACUGUCAAAACUGUCACUUCACAUGUCAUGAUAGCUGUAUAUAUGCAGAUGACAAAGACAAAGACAAGUGUUGUGCUAUGGAUAAAAAAGGUUACUGUAAAGUAUGUCCUGGAAACUGUGUCUGGAAUGUUCACUUCAACCAGAAGUACAAAUGGACGUAUGUGACAACAAAGAAAAAGAGAACUUACAAUGAGCUUAAACAGCGCUUUGAAGAGGCUCAUGGUGAAGUGAUGACAACCAAAAACAUUUUUGAACAGCUAGAAAUUGAAUUUUCGGUUGUGCAGGAAAUAGUCUUUGAGCUAAUCCAGAAAUCUCAUCAUUGUCUCGAGAAACUGAAGGUGAUAGCACUGAGGCCAAAUCCACUCUCUGCUCCGGACUACAUUGACCUGAUGAUCGAGUCGGAGAAACGCGAAUGCAAACCAGGGUUUCAAGAUCGGAUUCAGUCCUUGAUGGAGGUGCGUCAGAAAGCGGAGAUUGUAUCAAAGAUGUCCUCAGGGGACCUUCUGCCAGAGGAGUGGACACAAUAUGGCAGCAGAAAAGUGAAAGGAAGGGGUAUGUUUGGGACUGUCAAAGACUGGCUGUGCAGUGCUUUUAAAGGUAGACAGCCUCCGUCACUUCCCAAACCGAUGGAGAUCUCAUUCCCCAGCACUCAGUUUGGCCCCCAACAUGGACAGGCAGGAUAUAUUUAUUUUGGGACUAACAACACAACUGACAGUAUGGACAGGGGAAGGGGAGGGUGGAGGGACUGGGGUAGAGGUAGGGGCAGAGGCAGAGGUUGGGGUGAUGGCAGAGGUAAAGGUGAAGGAGACUGGAGGAGUGGCGGUGUAUAUUGGGGUCAAAGUGGGUCUGGGAACAGAGGUAGAAAUGACGGAGAUUGGAGAGGCAGAGGAUAUAAUAGAGGUAGGGGUAGAGGCAACAGACGUGGAAACUGGCAGAGCAAUUCCUUUAAUGACUAAGCGAUCAGAGGAGUUCAAGGUACUUUAAAAGAAAAUGCUGCCGCCAUCAACAUCUCCAUUUAGACUUCAACAGAACAUCACAGCUGGCUAGAAGGUUGAGAAAGUGUGGUUGUAACUGCAGUAGGUCCAUUAGGAGACAUGAAACAAUACGGUUAUCCUUCGAUGUUGUGAGUCAGCCUGAUAUGAAAUCUUCAUAACAAUAAUGUAUUUCGUGUUUGGUAUUACUUCUUAGGCAUUUGUAAAUUUAACCUUUGCAAAAUUAAUUGAUCAGUAUGCAAAUAUGCAAAUUUUUACGAGAUCACCACAGUUCCUCAGAUAUUUACAUGGUGUGAGCCCUGCAAGACUCAAUCUGGAUUGGAAUCAGUAUUGGGAAUGAAUCCUAUGUUAUAUAGCGCCUUUGCACAUUGAACACUUUUCCCAAGGUGUUGUAAUGCAUUGUGGAUUGCACAGAAUGAUAUACAUACAACCUGCAACUUGGCUUUUUAGAAUUGUAUUUUAUAUACGGUACCUUUCCAUCCUGAACACCAACCGAAAGUGACCUAGAGAUCCCUGAUGAUCAUUUCCGUAUUUUGUUUUAUGAUGUGACCUCUGACCUUUGAACUGCCUUUCCCGAGGUUUCUUCCAUUUU
Messenger RNA from Erpetoichthys calabaricus (reedfish), 4865 nucleotides. RefSeq lists its product as uncharacterized. Bases 101 to 4237 code for a protein of 1378 amino acids. The record is from RefSeq and is a predicted model, not a curated record. The transcript has 3 exons. Gene Ontology annotation, molecular function: protein binding; GTP binding. NCBI's taxonomy places the organism in Eukaryota, Metazoa, Chordata, Cladistia, Polypteriformes, Polypteridae.